This is a messenger RNA of Tupaia belangeri chinensis (Chinese tree shrew), 946 nucleotides long. It is a transcript of the gene LCN15, whose product is annotated as lipocalin 15. Lineage: Eukaryota; Metazoa; Chordata; Mammalia; Scandentia; Tupaiidae. The coding region runs from base 242 to 796 and encodes 184 amino acids. Gene Ontology annotation, molecular function: small molecule binding. The transcript has 7 exons. The record is from RefSeq and is a predicted model, not a curated record.
GGGCCUGGCGAUUAGGAGACAAAUCCUCAGCUGAGGUGUCGGUGACAGCCUGUUGGUGACUGUCUGGAGCCCUGCAGGAAGUGACCCCUGGGGCUGCUGGGGACACACGAGCGAUUGUGUCCAACAAUGGACAAAGGGCUUGAAUGCCCUCUGCUCCCAGCCUGCCUCUGUGAGCCCAGGACAGUCAGCUAUAAAGUGGCACGGGCUGGGGACUCGGACAUAGGGCUGGAGGUGUGUGGCCAUGUGGCCCGUCCUGCUGAGUCUGGGCCUGGCGCUGCUCUGGGUGUCUGCGGUUCGGGCCGAGGUUCUGGUGCAGCCCGACUUCGAUGCCGAGAAGUUCUCAGGCCUCUGGUACGUGGUCGCCAUGGUGUCAGACUGCAAGGUCUUUGAGGACAAGAAAGACCACCUGCUGAUGGCCAGCAGCACCAUCGAGGCCACUGUGGAGGGCAACCUUGGCAUCCACAUGGAGUUCCCUGGGGCCGACAGCUGUAAGAAGGUGGACGCCGAGUACCUGAAGGUGGGCUCUGAGGGCCACUUCAGAGCCCCAGCCCUGGGCUACCUGGACGUGCGUGUCGUGGACACAGACUACAGCUCCUACGCCGUGGUGUACAUCCACAAGACGCUGCGUGGGGCCCUCAGCACCCUGGUCCAGCUUUACAGCCGGUCCCCGGACACAAGCCCCCAGGCUGUGAAGGCCUUCAAGGACUUCUACCCGACCGUGGGGCUUCCUGAGGACAUGAUGGUCAUGCUGCCCAAGUCAGACGCGUGUGCCCCGCAGGGCAAGGAGGCAGCCUGAUGGUUCUUCCCAGGCUGCGGCCGGAGCUGCAGGACUCGCCGCCUCAAGCCCUGGAGACCGCAGCCCCCAGGAGCCACCUCGGGCCACCCUGCCCCACCCUGCCCUGUGGGAUGUCCGCUGGGCCCCUCUUUCCACUCAGUAAAAAGACUG